Emys orbicularis (European pond turtle) is the source of this 1944-nucleotide messenger RNA. RefSeq names its product mucosa-associated lymphoid tissue lymphoma translocation protein 1-like. Lineage: Eukaryota; Metazoa; Chordata; Testudines; Emydidae. Bases 1 to 1944 code for a protein of 647 amino acids. Gene Ontology annotation, biological process: proteolysis. The transcript has 14 exons. The record is from RefSeq and is a predicted model, not a curated record. Gene Ontology annotation, molecular function: cysteine-type endopeptidase activity.
AUGCCAAAAGCUAUUGUGAUCACUGAGCAGCCGGCCUCCGCCUCCGUCCCUGUCGGUUACUCGCUCACGAUGCGAUGUAGGGCCACAGCCUGCACGUCCCCACAGUACCAGUGGUUCUACCAGUGCCAGUCUGCUUGCUGCCAGAUUGUGGGGGCCACGGAGCCAGAUUUGCUCAUCACUGCAAGGGAAACCCGACUGUACAUCUGCCGAAUCAAUGACCUACACAAAAAUGUCACCUUCUCUAACUGGGUGAGAGUAGAGGUCCAUCAGCACAUUGCCAAAGGCCUGCUCCCUGAGCUGUGGCAAGGAGAACCCGUCAUAGUCCUCAAUCCCACUGCGCCAGAAGUAAAGGUGGGCAAGCCACUCCAGCUGCAGUGUGCUGCUCUGGGGGUGCCAGCCCCACACUACCAGUGGUACCACAACGGGACCCCCAUGAAGCAUCAGAAGAAGAAGAAACUCUUGAUCAACUCUGCGAAGCUGAGUGACUCUGGCACGUACCUUUGCUGUGCAGCCAAUGGCCAAGGGGAACACUGGACUGAUGCCCUGGAGAUUCACGUAGGUACAUGUCUGCCAGAUCCAUUUUUUGCAACAGACAAGGUUGCACUUUUGGUGGGCAACAACCAUUACUGGAAUCAUCCGCACCUGAUGGCUCCCAUCACUGAUGUGUUUGAACUCAGCCUUCUCCUAAAGCGACUGGGAUUCCGGGUGGUCUCCCUCCUGGACCUGAACAAGGCGGAGAUGCUGAUAGCUGUCAAUCAGUUCCUGCAGCUCCUGGGGAAAGGAGUCUAUGCUGUAUUCUACUAUGCUGGGCACGGAUACGAACAUUCUGGGAGAAACUACAUGGUCCCCAUUGACGCCCCACAGCCCUACGCCCCUGAGAACUGCAUCAGCGUGCAGAGGAUCCUCCAGAAGAUGCAGCAGAGGCGGACGGCCCUCAACCUCAUCCUACUGGACACCUGCAGGAAAUGGUACAACCCGCAGUGUGCGCUGUCGCAGGUGCAGCCGCUGGAGCCCUGGGGGAAUACGGUUUAUGGCUAUGCCACGAGUGAAGAUGCCGAAGCCUAUGAAGUGCAGGAUGGGGAGUUCAGCUCCGGGAUCUUCGUGAAGUAUCUGAAAAAGCACAUUCUGCAGGAAAAGAAAGUGACCCACGUGCUGGAGGAUGUGUUGGAAGACAUUGGCCGGGACCCCUUGGUAACUGGGAAGCAGGUGAUGGAGAUCAAGCACACUCUGAAGGAAGCCCGGGCGCUGACAGACCCCGUCUGCACUACUGGGCCGACUGCGGAGCUCUGGGGACACAGCCAUGAGUUGCUGAAGGAGACACUGACUUUUCCAUGUGGCAUCCAAGUGGAGCUACGCUUCCAGGUGGUCUUUUCUAACGUAAUGCACGUGAGUGCAAAGCUGCAGGCUCCCCCUCCGCACGUCACCGACAUCCGACUCCUGCUCUGCAGACCUGCGGAGGUGCGAGAACUGGCCAUGCUGCCUGACUGCCAGUCUGACCGGGUGGUGUCACUACUUGUCUCACUGUAUGAGCAAGAGGAAUUGGACUGUGUGCUCCGGCUCUGUGGCCUGCAGAAAAUUCAGACCGAUAUGCUGCUGCAGUUGGAUUUGCAUUACACCCAGCUGGGCACCAAGCAGAGGGCUUGCGAGAGUCUGCAGAAAAUCCUCCAGAAAUCUCUGCUAGCAAAACUAUUCAGCCAGAAAAGCUCUGCAAAUCCAUCCUGCAUGGCGGGCCAAAAGGCUGCUGCCACCAUGUGCCCCAAGGAUGCCCCUGCUGUGAAUGCAGCCCAUGAGGGGCCCAGCUCUCUGAGAGCAGAGCCCAGACACAGCUGGCAAUGUAGCAGCCAGUCAAACAUAUGCAGCGAGCCGGAGGAAAACGAUGAGAGUGACUUGAGCAGCCUCUGCUCAGCCCUGCAAAGGGCUGGCCCAGGGCAGGAUUGUCCUUGA